AUGCCUCAAUCAAGCCCCUUUGCCUCAAAGCGGACCCCCAAGGGAUCCUCCAAAACUGUUCGUCCUUCGACCCCGGACGCCAACAUUCUCCGACAACUCGACAUGUCCCCCAAGACGGCAAACCAAUCCAAAAAGCAGAAUAACGGUCGGAUGGGGGGACAGAGCUCCUCUGGCCGGAAAAGACGGGCAUCCACUUCUUCCGUCUCUAGUGUCUCGUCUGUUUCAUCCAUCGACGACCUCGACCUUGAGGGCGGCCUCAGUGACGAUUUGGAUGACUCGGAAGAUGAUGCAGAUGAUGAAGAGGACCGCCCGCGGGCCGUCGCCCCGUCCUACGGUCGUCGUCCAUCCACUUCCCGGAAGACGGGGCGCCAGCCUGCCAAAAGCAAACGAAGACGGGUCUCUGACGACGAAGACUCGGACAGUCAUUUUAUUAGCGCUCCCAGCGAUUCAGAUGACAGCUCUGAUGACGUUUACGCCGCAGUAGACUAUAUUACCGACGGAGAUGAUGAGGAAGGUGAUAUGGAAAAGCUCGAGGAGCUCAUGAUCAUGGAGUCUGAGAACAAGCACCGUGUCUUGCCCAGCUCGGAGAUCUCUGAGACCCAAUGGGUCGGUUCUGAGAUGUUUGGUGACUCUAUGCUCUUACCCGCUGCAUCCUUCUUUGAUGAGGAGCAACUUUACAGCGCCAUGGAGACCUUUGGCGAAACCGAUAUGGCUAGUGAGGCCGUGGAAACCCCCGUGGCUCGGCGUGUCCAUUUUGAGGAGCGGUCGGACUCGUCUUCCGAUAGUGAUUCUCACUCCGAUGACGAGAUUCCCAGCGACUUCCUCCAGCAAGAUUCCCUGGACCCCCAGCUGCGUCGCAUGAUCGAAAACGACAACAACGAUUACCACCGCAGCCACCGCCAAAAGUCCGAGGAGAUGUAUGGCGAUGGUGACUACGGCCACGCAAAUAUCUACCACGUUGAAUCCGAAGGAACAUCCGAGGGCAGUCUCAGUGGUUAUGAGACCGAUGAUGGUGAUACUACAGAUGAAGACCUGCCUCCUCCCGCUACUAUCACUCACCCCCGUUCUCUUCUUCGCCGCGACUCCACCGACUCCCUGGUCGCCCCCGGCGAGGACAAGACGGACACUGUUCCUCGCCGCCGAGGCCCAAUCAUGGGAACCUUUGUGGCCGAUCCAAACAAGCCUGUUGCGUUGGUUGACUGCACUGGCAAGCACCUCGUUAUCAUUCCCGCAUAUGCCUCCUCCCGCCACGACUGGUUGGACUCUGCUGCAAACAGCAUGCCCGGGACCGCCAACAACAGCCCUCGUCAGACCACCCUGCAAUUGAUUGAUGAGAGCGAUACCGAUGCCCUUGCAUCCCCAAACCAGAUCGAUUUCAGUCCCAUGUUGGCGUCCAGCGCCAAUCUGAUGAUGACCGCCCUCGGCAACGAUUUGACGCCGGGUGGGCAGGUCAUGGGUCCCCCUGAGGCUUUCUACCCCUCGCAAGAUUUCACCAUUGAUAGCUCUUUCGAGGAUGAUGACGAGGAUGAUCCUGAGGCUGCCCUUAAUGUGGACGAUUUCAUCGACUUUGGUAAUGGGUCCUCCGAUGAGGAAGAUAAUGACCAAGACAUCUUCAAUGGUUUCGAUGAUGACGCUCUCAUUUCUCCUAUGGCCACAUCAUCUAUGCAGCCCAUGGGUACUCCUACUCCUACUCGCAACUCAGAGUCCCAGGCCAACAACGCAGAACGCUUCCUCAACCAUUUGGACAAGGGUAUUGUCACGGCCUUCCGUCGCAACCACAAUCGGUAUCAGGCACUUCUCCGCCUCCCUCAACAUCGCGAAUUCAUGCCCGCCAACUCGCCCUCGCGCCCCGCCAGUGUGUUCCGACACGCCAAGCAUCAAGACAUGCGCACUCCAGUCCGCAAGCGCAAGGCCAGUGGCUACGCUGGUGGCGAGGCUGUGCGACGCAAGCUCAUGGAUGCCCACCGCCGCACCCAGCUCCCCUUUUGA
Molecule: messenger RNA, 1989 nt
Organism: Penicillium daleae
Lineage: Eukaryota; Fungi; Ascomycota; Eurotiomycetes; Eurotiales; Aspergillaceae
Exons: 2
Coding region: 1-1989 (662 amino acids)
Source: RefSeq, a predicted model, not a curated record